AGAAUGGGUGCAAAAUGCAUAGAAAAUCCGCUCAACUUCCUUUCUCCGAUGUGCCUACCUACUUUCCUCACCUACCUCAAUCAGCUACUCUACACACUCAGUUUCUAUUUAGUAGAAAAAUUAACCCGCGCUACGCCAAAUUUGAGAGAGUAACAGAGAGAUUGAGUGGUGGGCGAAAUGAUGGGAAACAAGAGCAUUGCUCAGGUGGGCGUAGAAGAUCUGUGCAAGGCAGGCGGAUUAAGCAAAGAGGAGGCGAAAGAGAUCCAUGGAGUUGUAACAGAAGCAAUAGCGAAAGCAGGAGGCGAUGCAAGAGAGGUGUGGAGGGAGGUGGUGCGUAGGAGAGUGCUGAAGCCGUGGCACCAGCAUUCGCUGCACCAACUUGUCUACUACAGCGUCUAUGCUCGCUGGGAUGCCUCCGUUGACGGCCCCCCUCUUUACUGGUUCCCUUCUGUAUAUGAGUCUAAACUUACGAACCUGGGACGAACAAUGGAAAUUCAUGGUCCAAAGCUUUUAGGGACUUCAUACAAGGAUCCCAUUGCAAGUUUUAACCUCUUUCGGGAUUUCACUGUCCAACAUCCUGAGGUUUAUUGGUCAAUUAUUCUAAAAGAGCUUUCAGUUAUAUUUCAUGAAUCUCCUAAAUGCAUUCUGGAUACCGCUGACGGAUCAAGACCUGGGGGAACUUGGCUUCCUGGUUCAGUUUUGAAUAUUGCUGAAUGUUGCUUAUUACCCUCAAGUCAUCCCAGAAAAGAGGAUGAUAGUUUUGCAGUUGUAUGGAGAGAUGAAGGCAAUGAUGAUUCUGAUGUGAACCGUAUGACACUUAAAGAAUUACGAGAACAAGUAAUGUUAGUGGCAAAUGCACUAGAUGCAACUUUCCAAAAAGGUGAUGCAAUCGCAAUUGAUAUGCCAAUGACGGUCAAUGCAGUUAUUAUAUACCUGGCAAUAGUUUUAGCUGGAUUUGUUGUUGUAUCAAUAGCUGAUAGUUUUGCUGCAAAGGAAAUUGCAACCCGUUUGCGGGUCUCUAAGGCGAAGGCUAUCUUCACUCAGGAUUAUAUACUAAGGGGAGGUCGAAAGUUUCCUUUAUACAGUCGAGUUGUAGAGGCUUCUCCAUGUAAAGCUAUCGUGCUCCCUGUGAGUGGGAAUGAUGUAGGCAUUCAAUUAAGAGAACAAGACCUAUCAUGGAAAGAUUUUCUGGCCUGUGUCAAUCAACAUUCAAGACCAAAAUAUUACACUCCAACUUAUCAACCAAUAGAUUCUGCAAUUAACAUACUAUUCUCGUCUGGAACCACAGGAGAACCAAAAGCUAUUACAUGGACUCAACUUUCCCCUAUUCGAUGUUCUUCUGAUGCAUGGGCUCACAUUGACAUCGGAGUUGGAGAUGUUUACUGCUGGCCUACAAAUCUAGGAUGGGUGAUGGGACCGAUUUUACUGUUCUCAUGCUUUCUAACUGGUGCAGCCCUUGCUCUCUAUCAUGGAUCUCCUUUGGGCCGUGGAUUUGGGAAAUUUGUUCAGGAUGCAGGAGUAACUGUUUUGGGCACAGUUCCAAGCUUAGUGAAAGCUUGGAAGAAUACCAAGUGUAUGGAAGGCCUAGACUGGACAAAGAUAAAAUCCUUUGCUAGCACUGGAGAAGCCUCUAAUGUUGAUGAUGACCUUUGGCUUUCCUCAAAAUCUUACUACAAGCCAGUUAUUGAAUGUUGUGGAGGCACAGAGCUAGCAUCAUCUUACAUCCAAGGGAGUCAACUGCAGCCACAAGCUUUUGGAGCAUUUAGCACUGCAUCAAUGACAACUGGCCUAGUUAUCUUGGAUGAAGAUGGAGUUGCUUAUCCGGAUGAUAAAGCUUGUGUUGGUGAAGUCGGUUUAUUCCCUCUCUAUUUGGGAGCAACUGAUAGAUUGCUUAAUGCUGAUCAUGAGAAGGUUUACUUUAAGGGAAUGCCGAUACAUAAUGGAAUGCGCCUCAGGAGACAUGGGGAUAUCCUUAAGAGAACUGUUGGAGGCUAUCUUGUCGUCCAAGGAAGGGCUGAUGACACGAUGAAUCUUGGCGGCAUUAAGACAAGUUCUGUUGAAAUUGAGCGAGUUUGUGACCGGGCUGACGAAAGCGUCUUGGAGACUGCUGCAGUGAGUGUAGCACCACCAGAUGGUGGUCCAGAACUAUUGGUAAUAUUUGUGGUGCUAAAGAAAGGAUAUGAUCACCAACCAGAGAAGCUGAAGAUGAUAUUCUCAAAAGCCAUUCAAGUCAACCUCAACCCCUUGUUCAAGGUGAAAAUUGUGAAGAUAAUCCCAGAGUUUCCUCGAACUGCUUCUAACAAAUUACUUAGGAGAGUUUUGAGGGACCAAAUAAAGCAUGAACUGUCUGUCCGAAGUAGAAUGUAACGGCAGCUUCAGCAAGGCCUUGCAGCAUCAUAUACCAGAUACCAGCAAGAAAAUUUGUCUCCCCUUUGUGCAUGGAUGUGGAUGUGUAGAGUAUGAAAAUUUAGUAAUGAUUGGUUUUCCCAAUCUGUUGUCACUUAUCAUUGUUAUGGGCUCUGAUGAUGUUGGAUUAGACCUGUUAAAGUUAAAGAGCCACCUACGUAUACUUCAGAGCAAUGCAAAUUUGCUUUUCAGUUUACUAAGUUAUAUUUUCUAAGUAAAAAUAAAAAGUUUACAUUUGAAUUA
Messenger RNA from Theobroma cacao (cacao), 2649 nucleotides. RefSeq names its product acyl-activating enzyme 18 (gene AAE18). Lineage: Eukaryota; Viridiplantae; Streptophyta; Magnoliopsida; Malvales; Malvaceae. The record is from RefSeq and is a predicted model, not a curated record.